Misgurnus anguillicaudatus (oriental weatherfish) is the source of this 3157-nucleotide messenger RNA. RefSeq names its product SIX homeobox 3a (gene six3a). Gene Ontology annotation, biological process: regulation of transcription by RNA polymerase II; brain development; eye development. The record is from RefSeq and is a predicted model, not a curated record. Lineage: Eukaryota; Metazoa; Chordata; Actinopteri; Cypriniformes; Cobitidae. Gene Ontology annotation, cellular component: nucleus; transcription regulator complex. Gene Ontology annotation, molecular function: RNA polymerase II cis-regulatory region sequence-specific DNA binding; DNA-binding transcription factor activity, RNA polymerase II-specific.
GAUGAAAUAGCCUAUCUGUGCAUCCUGUAGAUUCCGUUUUAGGGCUUCAUUUAAAUGCGCAUUCCCGCUUCCGUGACUGUCACUGGGAGACCCCACCCCUGCCUUCUCUCCCUACAUAUCUUCUUAACUUUAACGAGCCUCGUUAAGAUCACAAUAAUAUUCCACCCACUAAUUGCUCAUUCCAUUCAACAAAUAGGCGAGCCUCCGCUUCGACUUCACACGAGUCAGGGGAGGGAGGGAGGCUGCUGUUGAGAUUGGAGUUCCUGAUAACCCCCCGUGCGUGCAGCACAAGUGGUGAAAGCCUCUACGUACUGGCUAAUGAUUGGCACGCUUGACAGUGAUUGGCAGGGCUGCCAUGACAACCCUACAACGACACCAAGAAGACCAAUAGAAAAGCGAAACAAAAUAUUUCAAUGCUACACUCACGGUGGAUUUAGGGGGAGAUAUUAUGAGGCUGGUGUCAUUAGGCGAUAGCCAUUGAAUCAUUCAAUCUGAAAUCGUCGUUCUUUUUCCUUCGCAAAUUUCAUUCUCUCUCAGGUCAUUUCCAUGGUUUUCAGAUCGCCUUUAGAGCUUUACCCCUCUCAUUUCUUCCUGCCAAACUUUGCUGAUCGCUCUCUGCUCUUGGCGAGCAGCGCGCCCAGCACCAGGUCUCCUGAAGACUUGUCAAUGUUUCAGCUACCGACGCUAAACUUCUCUCCAGAGCAAGUGGCGAGCGUCUGCGAGACGCUAGAGGAGACCGGGGACAUCGAGCGGUUGGGUCGCUUCCUAUGGUCGCUUCCAGUGGCGCCGGGCGCUUGCGAAGCGAUCAACAAGCAUGAAUCCAUUCUACGCGCCCGAGCCGUGGUUGCUUUUCAUACAGGCAAUUUUCGCGAUCUCUACCACAUAUUGGAGAACCACAAGUUUACGAAGGAUUCGCAUGGCAAACUACAGGCAAUGUGGCUAGAGGCGCACUAUCAGGAGGCCGAGAAACUACGCGGGCGUCCCCUAGGACCGGUUGAUAAGUAUAGGGUGCGAAAGAAGUUUCCCCUGCCUAGAACCAUCUGGGACGGUGAGCAGAAGACGCAUUGUUUCAAAGAGCGAACGCGGAGUCUGUUACGGGAGUGGUACCUUCAGGACCCCUACCCAAACCCCAGCAAGAAAAGGGAACUGGCGCAAGCCACUGGACUCACUCCUACACAGGUCGGAAAUUGGUUUAAAAAUCGGAGACAACGAGACAGGGCAGCAGCAGCAAAAAACAGGCUCCAGCACCAAGCAAUAGGGCAGAACGGCAUGCGGUCCCUUUCAGAAACCGGCUGUACCCCACGCAGUUCGGCGGAAUCGCCAUCAACUGCGGCAAGUCCAACUACCAGUGUCUCCAGUAUGACAGAGAGAGUCGACACGGGCACGUCAAUUCUUUCAGUAACAUCAAGUGACUCGGAAUGCGACGUAUGAUACGCAAAAAGAGAAAUAUAUACAGGGAAUAUGGACCUGAACAAACUUUAUGAAUUGUCGGGAAAUUAAAAGGACCAACUGAUAUUACUAUUAUGAAAAGGAAAACAAACAAAACAUAAAAGCACGUCUUUUUCAAGCGCUUUCAAUGGACCCCACACUUUCCCUCCACCCCAUGACUUGCAUGACAUAUAUAUCUAUAUAUCUAUAUAUUUUUCUUUUUUGUAUACGGGGGAAAUGUCCCACGUUUGUUGUGUCUACCAGGACCACCGCAGAGAGGGAAUUACCAGAAACCGGUGUCCAUCGCCUUUUUCUGUUUUAGUCCGAGAGACGACAAGCAGCCAGGAUGCAAUCCUCUUUUCCUUUAUGUUCAUCAGACAAUCAUUUAAGUCGUAAGCACCUUUUUACUACAAUUCUGUCACUGCCUGUGUGGGGUACUGGUCAAAUGUGGAACUGAAUCGUUAUGACUGUAUCAGAUUUUUAUUUUUAUUUUGAGAUUUUAUAUUGAAUUAUGUAUAUCUUAAAUAAUGCGAUCAUUCUUUAAGUCUGUAAUAUAUGUGUAGAAAUACGCCUGUAAAUAAUAUUGCUCUACCGCCUUCAUUCUUUUUUCUAUCCCUGUUCACUUUUCUUGACUUGGUGCCCCUAUACCUAACUAUUCGUCCAAACGUGACUAUUAAGUGCUCUAGGCGUUGUUUGUCUGUUUUUAUACCAUUCAAGAACGCUGCUGACCAUGAAUUAUCAGUCGGGAUUAAUGCAAAAGAAAAAUACUGGACAUCAUUAUCGACUGGCCAAGUCUAUUUCAUGUUUCUAGUUCAGCGCUUAUUAUUCAACGUUACUUUCUUGCGUGUUUCUGUUAAUGUAUACGUUUCUAAAUUGAAAAUACAGUAUUCAAUUUUGUUAUAAAACUGCAUUAAGUGUGUCAUUUCCACAAAUCAUUUCCAAUGCAAUAACAUUCAAAUAAUUUUUACUAUCAUUUGCUUCUAGCAGGAAGUAACCUAAAACAUUGAACCAUGUGACGUAAGGUCACUUAACCUACAAACACUUUGCAACAAUUCUGUAGGAUUUCAAAUUACGGUAAAACUUUUUUCUUUUCGCAUAUAUUAGUAUAGGGACUACACAGCAUAUAAAUAUAUAUUUUUUUAUAAAAUAAGUGAAGGCGACUAAUCAUUGCGUACUCCUCCCCUGGCCCUGUGUGUACCAUUCUAACCAACGUAACAGCUUUUCAUUCAAAACUGCAAGGAGGAAGCUCCCUUUAGACGAGCAACACCAGCUCAUAUGAACCAAAAGAAAACCAUACAGUAGUCUUAACUACUUUAUACCUUUUGAAGUUUUCUUGAACAAACAUAAACAGGUUAUUUUUGUCAUUAGAUUAUCAGUUAAAAUAAUUUUUAUACGAAGUUAAAGUUACUCUAAAAUGGAUUUACUGUUCAAUUCAUAUUUGCGCAUUUUAAUUUGUUAUUUUAAUUUUUUAAUAUGUUAUAGUGUCCGGAUGACACCAAAUUUAAAAGGAUGACACCAAAUUUAAAAUGAAAAAUGUUGUUGUGAAUUGCAUUCUGUGAUUAGCCAAAGACUAGUUUAAUUCUUUCAAUUUGUAAGGAUUUUACAAAGCAUAUCCUAGAACAAUGUUGUCUAAAUUACCUGUAAGAUCUAAAUAAUAUCUGGUAAACUAAAUUUUAUUUCAUAUUUUGUUCAUAUAGCUAUUAUGUUCGACAGAUUAUGCUACUUAAAG